AUGGAUUCAGAGCAAGCAGACAAGGUCGCACAGUUCAGUGCUGUCACAGGCGCCAACCCGAGCACAGCACAGACAGCACUCGGGUCGGCCAACUGGAACCUCGAAGAAGCCGUCGCUCUCUACUACGCCGCCUCCGAGGACCCCCAACACGACCACGAUGAGGACUUCAACGCAGAUAACGACGAGCAUCUCAACGAGGCCAUGGCACAGUCAGCAGAACCACAGUCGAGCAGCUCAGCACCAGCUCCAUCACAACCCAAUGCUCCUCGCCGCAUAACUGGUCAGGCCCCAAGAGCGGUGACGCUACGUGAUUUGCAGCGAGGCGAGGAGGAUGACGACGACCAUGAUGAUCCAGACAAGAAGCCAGACAUGUUCGCAGGCGGCGAGAAGAGCGCUCUAGCAGUACAAAACCCCGAUCGAGGCGGUGGACCUGUCGAUCACUUCCGCAACAUCAUGAACCAAGCCCGCCAGAACCGUUCCCGCCCCGGUGACGGAGACGACGAGAAUGCUCCAGCCCAACCUUCCCACUUCGGCGGCCGCGCCCAAACACUCGGCGGCGACGAUGCACCCAGCCAAAUCAUCAACGACCCUUCCUCCCGCAGUCAACAAGGUGGUGGUGGUGUUGGUCCAGCAGGCCGCUCCUCCCUUCCUCGCGUCACUCGCACACUACACCUCUGGUCUGACGGCGUGAGUAUUGACGAUGGUCCGCUCUUCCGCUUCGAUGACCCGGCGAAUCAGGACAUGAUGGCGCAGAUUCACCAGGGUAGGGCCCCGCUGAGUUUGCUAGACGUGCAGCCGGAUCAGGAGGUGGACUUGAAUCUGAUGCCGCAUAAGGAUGAGAAGUAUGUCAAGCCGAAGCAGAAGUAUAAGCCAUUCGGGGGCGAAGGCACGAGGUUGGGAGCUCCGGUGCCAGGACCUUCAGGGUCGGAGACGAGCCAGGCGGCUGGUGUGCCUGCGGCAGCACCAACGGUAGCCGCACCGGCGUCAUCGAGCUCAUCUGAUGGGAAUAAGACGACGGAGAUGGCGAUCGAUGAAUCCACACCUACCGUCCAACUUCAGAUCCGCCUCGGCGACGGUACACAACUUCGCACACGUUUUAACACGACUCACACCGUUGGCGACGUCUACGAGUUCGUGAAUCGGGCCUCGAGUUCUUCGCAGGGGAGGUCGUAUGCGCUUAUGACUACGUUUCCAUCGAGAGAGUUGACGGAUAAGGGGCAGGUGCUUGGGGAGAUGGGGGAGUAUAAGCGGGGUGGGGUUGUGGUGCAGAAGUGGACUUGA
Molecule: messenger RNA, 1281 nt
Organism: Recurvomyces mirabilis
Lineage: Eukaryota; Fungi; Ascomycota; Dothideomycetes; Mycosphaerellales; Teratosphaeriaceae
Gene: SHP1
Product: protein phosphatase regulator
Exons: 2
Coding region: 1-1281 (426 amino acids)
Biological process (GO): Golgi organization; autophagosome assembly; proteasome-mediated ubiquitin-dependent protein catabolic process
Cellular component (GO): cytosol; nucleus
Molecular function (GO): ubiquitin binding
Source: RefSeq, a predicted model, not a curated record